AUGUCCAGCAUCACCGACACCAUCAAAGGCGCGCUGGAGUCCGUCGGAUACCCCAACAAGGAGGAGAAGCUCGGAAACUACGAGCACGACGCCGCUCACGGAUCGGGCGUCGUCGACCAUGAGCCUCCGUCGGGACUUUGGGACGAGAUUCACGGCGAGAGCGGCUUGCGGAACAUGAAGGCGCACGGUAACAUCGGCGGAGGCCACGAUUCAGGAUUGGGACGCAAGGCAGUUGAGCACCAGGAGCAGCUCGCCGAGCGAUCGCGUCUUGCGCGCGAGGGCAAGUUCACGCCCCAUGUCAAGCACGACAAGCUUGUGAACCAGGACGACGAGCACCGCGAGCUUGCGGCGGGCGCGGACACGCUUGCGGACUUGCCGACGACUGAGCAGGGUGGUACGGGACGGCAGGCGGAUGAGCAGAGGCUUGUCUGA
This is a messenger RNA of Rhodotorula toruloides NP11, 432 nucleotides long. RefSeq lists its product as uncharacterized. The record is from RefSeq and is a predicted model, not a curated record. The coding region runs from base 1 to 432 and encodes 143 amino acids. NCBI's taxonomy places the organism in Eukaryota, Fungi, Basidiomycota, Microbotryomycetes, Sporidiobolales, Sporidiobolaceae. The transcript is spliced from 4 exons.